Macrosiphum euphorbiae (potato aphid) is the source of this 699-nucleotide messenger RNA. Lineage: Eukaryota; Metazoa; Arthropoda; Insecta; Hemiptera; Aphididae. The record is from the annotation of a GenBank genome assembly.
AUGUCUAAACGGGAAAUAGCUUACGAACUUCACAAGCCAGCAAGGAAAAAUUUCACUAGGCGUAGAGUUAACGUCUAUGGGAAAAAUGAUUUAUGGCAAGCCGACUUGGUUGAAAUGAUUCCUUAUUCAAAAAUAAAUGGCGGUUACAAAUAUUUUCUGGUUGUGAUUGAUUGUUAUACAAAGUUUUCUUGGUCUAUACCAUUAAGAAAUAAAUCUGGGAAGGAAGUUUCUAGCGCGAUGGCUACAAUAUUACGUGAUCGUUCACCAAAACUUUUACAAGUCGAUAAUGGUAAAGAAUUUUAUAACACCAUCUUCGACGCUUUGAUGACCAAGUAUGGCAUACAUAAAUAUUCAAUCGUAGCUAUCGUAGAGGUCCAAUGCAUUCUUGGAGCAAAAAAUAAAUAUUUUAUUAAAGAAAUGUCUAUAGUCGACACAGCAACGUGGGCAACUCAACACUGGAUUUUUAAAAAUUCAAAAACUAUGCAAGACAACAAGAGUCGAAAAACUAACAAGUGGCUGGAACAUAACUAUCAUAAACUAACUAUAGAGUAUGGUGAUGUUGAAUAUGAAGAAUUAAGUAGAAUAUUGAACUCAUUAAAAUUCACCUGCAUUUAUGUCAAAGGCGAACAGAAAAAACAGAUGCUCGCAGAAUUUAUACCUCAAGUCGCACUUUUUUUUUUUUUCUUGCAUAUGGCGUAG